This is a messenger RNA of Neocloeon triangulifer, 1429 nucleotides long. Its product is annotated as pro-resilin-like. The record is from RefSeq and is a predicted model, not a curated record. Gene Ontology annotation, molecular function: chitin binding. Lineage: Eukaryota; Metazoa; Arthropoda; Insecta; Ephemeroptera; Baetidae. The transcript is spliced from 3 exons. Bases 56 to 1366 code for a protein of 436 amino acids. Gene Ontology annotation, cellular component: extracellular region.
UUCACUCUCGUUUCAUCGUUUGCAAACAACAAACAAACGCUCAUUCGGUGCGAUCAUGAAGUUAUUUGUCGUGUUCAGUGCCAUACUCUGCGUGGUAGCAGCUCAACAGGGCUACCCUCGUGGUGGUCCCCAGCAGGGGUACUCCUCUGGUGGUCCCAACGGUGAUAGAUUCAGCUCAAGCAAUUCCCAAAACGACCAGGGAUUUAAUGGAUACCCCGAUCGCGCUGAUGAUCAGGCCGGAGAGGAAGAAGUGGGCUCCAUUCCCGGACGUCCCGGUGAGGAUUACCCCAUUUACGACACUGUUCCCGAGACUGCCUUCAAAUGUGAGGAGCAAGAGUUCCCCGGAUACUACGCCGACCCUGAAGCUCAAUGCCAGGUCUUCCACAUCUGCCAGACCGGUGGACAGAUGGACAGCUUCCUGUGCCCCAACGGAACCCUCUUCAACCAGAAGUACCUGGUCUGCGACUGGUACUUCAACGUGGACUGCACCCAGGCCGAGAGUCUUUGGCGUGAAACCAACGAGGCCGUCGUCAACGCCAUGAAGGAAGCCGACGAGCGCAUCGCCCGCGAACGUGCCUCUCAGCAGGGUGGUUAUGACUCCAACGCUCAGAGCAUCGGUGGUGCCCAGAACGACUACGUCUCCAACGGUGGCUACCAGUACUCCAAUGGAAACAGCAACAACCGCAACGGACAGUCCAACAACAGGAACGGCCAGCAGCAGUCCACCAACGGAAACCGCAACAACGGCGCUUCCACCCCUAGCAGGACUUACGGCACCCCCAGCACCUCCUUCAGCGCACCCUCCGCUGGCGCUCGCACCCCUAGCAGCACUUACGGCGCCCCCUCAACCUCUGGACGCAAUGGUAAUGGAAACGGCCGCACCAAUGGCCGUGGCGCCACUUCUUCCAUCCGCACUGGAUCUGGUUUCGCUUCUGCCACUGCCAGCUACUCCUCCAACGGCCGCAAUGGUGCUGCCCCCGCUGCCCCCAGCCAGCAAUACGGAGCCCCCUCUCGUAACGGAAACACCCGCAACGGAAGCAGCCGCAACGGAAACAACCGCAAUGGAAACGGCUACUCCAACGGCACCCCCAGCACCCAGUACGGAGUCCCCAAUGGCAACGACCGUUUCGGAUCUGCUCCCAGCGCCCAGUACGGCCCCCCUGACCGUGCCUCCAACGCCCUGGGUGCUCCCCUCACCCAGUACGAUCCUCCCUCCGGCUCCGGAGACUCCUUCGGCUCUGCCCCCAGCACUCAGUAUGGCGCCCCCAACGGCGGCUACUCUGAUGACUUUUCUGCUCCCAGCUCGCAGUACGGUCCUCCCAGGGGCAACUCGCUUGAUCGCUCCUACCUGCCCCCCUCAAAAUAAACAUGUGCUCAUUGUGAUGUUUAUGUACAUAAAUGAUGAAACAUUAAAUUAUUGAAUUAACAA